AUGAAAGCACCAGCAGCAGCCGAACUUUUGGAUCAUUACCAUAUGUAUGCCAGGGAUGCUUGGUUCAUGAGUUUUGAGAUUCAAACGCGUGACACCUACGCGAGGGACAUUUUUGCACUUGGCAUCAAGAUGCUCAGAUUCCCUUUGUUCGCGAUCUCGCUGAUCGCGCUGAACAGCUUGCUCACUCCGGCAUUCGCUGGCUGGAGCGCCAAGGGCGGCGGCGGCGGCGGCGCACGGUGUGCCGGCGGUGGUUGCGCCAGGAAGCUUUCUGCCACUGGCGGCUCUGGUUCUGGAGGAUCCCCCUACUGGUGGCAAGACUCGAAACCGUUCAGCAAUCCUGAUCAUGGAUCCGGUGGUUCUCAUCAGCCAUCAGGGAAUUAUCCUCAGCAGCAACAGCAGCAGCAGUUCCAGAACACCUGCAAUCCGGGCUACGAAUGCGUCUCUUACGAUCGCUGCGACAAUGGUAUCGUGGUACCACACGGAAGUGCCGGGCAAAUCGACUUGCGGGGAAAGCCCAACAAGAAUAUAAAUGCUCUUGGCAGUCCUUGUGGCAACAACCAACCAGUAACCAGCAGUUCAGUGGGAAUAGCCAACCACAGCAAGGAUGUGGUAAUGGAGGAUGUGGAUCCAGCAACCAACAGUACCAACCUGCUGCACCACAAAGCUCUGGCUGUGGUGGAGGGAAUGGAUGCAAUGGGCAACAGCAGGUUCUUCAGCAACCUUUCCAACAACAGCAGCCACAACAGCAAUUUGGCGCUCCUCAGCCGUCAAGGCCAGCAGGUGGUGGAGGUNCACCAAGUGGUUGUGCUGGUGGAUCAUGUGGUGGUCAGAAGCCUCAAGUGUACCAACCUCAACAACCUCAACAGCAGUUCAACCCAGGAAGUUCUGCACCAAGUGGUUGUGCUGGUGGAUCAUGUGGUGGUCAGAAACCUCAAGUGUACCAACCUCAACAGCAGUUCAACUCAGGAAGUUCUGCACCAAGUGGUUGUGCUGGUGGAUCAUGUGGAGGACAGCAACCUCAAGUGUACCAACCUCAACAACCUCAACAGCAAUUCAACCCAGGAAGCUCUGCACCAAGUGGUUGCACUGGUGGAUCAUGUGGUGGCCAGCAACCUCAAGUAUACCCAGGUGCACAACCUAGACCACAAGUCCCAGUACCAAGUGGAUGCACUGGAGGGUCUUGUGGAGGUCAGCGACCCCAAGUUCAACCACCUAGACCACAAGUUGGCCCAUCAUCUCCAAGUGGUUGCUCUGGUGGAUCAUGUGGUGGCCAACAACCUCAAGUGUACCAACCUCAGCAACCACAGCAAAUUUCCCAGUCAGGAGGAUGUGGUGGACCUGGCAAUCCUUGUGGAGGACAAGGACAACAAACAUAUCAACCUCAGCCUAAACCCAGUCCCGGCAUUGGUGGACAGCAACCUUUCCCAGCAAGACCAGGGGGUUGCAGUCCUGGAGCCCCUGGAUGUGGGCAACAGAGACCUCAGGUUCAACCAGCAAGAUUUCCAGACUAUCAUCUCCAUGCCUGUUCAGCCACCCAACAUUGCUAGACAGCCCUUUCCUUCCGCUGCUUCCGCUGGUGGCAAUCAGAAUUCCAUCAACGCAAACUUUAAGCCAUACACUGGACCCACUGCUGCUCCAGUGCCCUUUGCUGGAUGCUCUGCU
Messenger RNA from Notodromas monacha, 1662 nucleotides. The record is from the annotation of a GenBank genome assembly. Lineage: Eukaryota; Metazoa; Arthropoda; Ostracoda; Podocopida; Cyprididae.